Molecule: messenger RNA, 3215 nt
Organism: Tarenaya hassleriana
Lineage: Eukaryota; Viridiplantae; Streptophyta; Magnoliopsida; Brassicales; Cleomaceae
Exons: 6
Coding region: 706-2760 (684 amino acids)
Source: RefSeq, a predicted model, not a curated record
UUUUUUGGGCAUGUUCUCUGUUUCGCCGAAUAUUCUUUCGAGAGUAUCCGAGUGGUGUUAUGGAAGUCAAAUGAUUUUUGUUGUUUUUGCGCUUAUUUUGUCUUUUUUUUCCCCUCUUACCCAUUGACUGUCAUAUAUGAUCUCAGUACGAGUUCCAUAUUUAGCGAUUAGUGUUGUCUAAUCCAACAAUUGGAGCUUAAAUUUGUGUUAAUGGAAUAUUUUUUUGUUAAUUUGUCGUUUUUCCUGCUUUUUGUUCGUAUGUGUCGGGUAAAUUCUCUGUAUGUUUCUCGUUUUUGUAAUUUGGCAUGCAAAGUUUCGUGUUUUAUUUUCCUGAAAUGGAAUCCGAAUUUCACAUUGGGGUACGCUUGCUCUUGAUUGGUGUUCCUAAUCCCAGUGUUCAGUUGGACAAUAAUUCCUAAUCUGAGUGUAUUCUAGAAUCAAAGGACUAAUCUUUUCUUGAUUCUUAAGCGUAUGUUCUCUCGUAUCAAUGAACUAGUCUUGUUAUCCAUAUCUUGUUUUGUCUUGUCUUAGACGUCGAUGUCUGAUAACGGCGUGAAGCAUUUGACUUGAAGGACUCUUAUAUAUGUAUGGAAGACUUCGUGGGAGGGCUUAGUGCUGAAUCUUGAAGAGGGAAGAGAGGGGAACUACCUUUUGGUCUGGUGCGGCAAUUUGGCUAGAACAAAUGUGAAACUUUUUCAAAACGUAAUGCUCAAACAGGCGCAAGACUUUCAGCUGCAGCAAAUCAGUGGCUCGGGUUUCAGUGAUCUAAGAUCCUUGAACGAUGAAUCCCUAAUGGGCAUGAACCGGGUGCAAGGAAGUAUACAUCAAGGGGAUGUUCUGCAAGAUGCUUGCUCGAUCAGUCCAAAUCCUCCGCAGGUAGUUGUAUCACUAUAUGAUUCUUCUGCUGCCAGUGGAAAAAGCAGCAUGAAUUCAUGGUCAGGACCAUACCUGCAAUCUGCUUAUUUGACAACGAGUCAUGUCGAGAAAGAUCAGAAAACCAUAACCCGGUCACAAGGGUUCGAUACUUCUUUUGUGAAUACUUGCUCUCGGGAUCCUAGUGUCAUGCCAGAAGGGUUUCAGGAACAGACUCCCUUCAUGUCAAGUUCUGUUCUGGGCUCAAAUGGAGACUCUUCAUCACUACGGGAUCAAGAAAAUUUGUUGGGGAUGCAACAAACACCUAGAAUAUCUUCUCAGGGUAGUGUAGCACUGGACCCGCUAGAAGAGAAGAUUUUGUACCAUAUGGAUGAUAAUGUUCAGGAUUCUUCUUUUGGCAGAAAUAAUAGUGAAAUCAGUUCCAGUGGAUUCAGCUUGAGCGCUCUUAUGCAAUGUGCACUAGCGGAAGAGACGGGUCCUCUAGAUGGUAAUGGUGACGAUCAGAUUCCCAGUGUUCAUUCUUUUACUUCAAAUCUAGAGAAUGCAUGUUCAAAUGCAUCUUGGAUGAACCAGAGCUGUCUGGCGUCACUGUCUUCUGUUCAUCCAUUUCCUAAUCUGCAUGAUUUCCCUCAACACGCAGAUCGGGCUAACAGAUCUGAUAUUCCAGGAGAAUCUGAGAAGUCUGGUACGGGGCCGGGCUACAUAAUAAAAGGUCAGACUCAUAUACAAGAAACCUGCAAUUCGUCUCUACCGUCUCGACCAAGUGAUCUUUCUACAUAUGGAUUUCGUAUGAAUGCCCCUAUCGGGCAACAUCAGUUGGUGGGUGCAGCCAAUAAAUUUCCUUUGUCAUCCUCGAUGGUACAGCAAAAACCUUCUGAGGUAUAUAAUGCUCCACCAAAUGCUUUGUCCGACCGGAAUUCUUCAUUCUAUUUCUCAAAAUCGUCCUUCGACAUCCACCAAAAUUCUGCAACUGUUGGACAGCGACAGCAUAAUGAAUUCGAGAUGGGGUAUUUGAAGACUGAUGAUGACGGUCCCAUUGGCGAGACUCGACCUAAGGUAAGCAGCGUGCUUACUGGUCAUUCGUACCAGUUUUCUGUUGGAAAUUACGUGGAAAAAAUAAGUUCUAAUGCUUGGAAUCCUGACAUUGGACCGAUUGAUUCUGCUAUGCAAUGCGAUGCUGUGAAUCAAAAUAUGGUUGCUUUAAGACAAAAGAAGCGCAAAAGUACUACAUUUUCCCAAUCACCGUGGCAUAAUGUUGUCCUGCGAGGUUCAGACAUGAGUCGGAGCAUCAGUCUUUCUUACAGUUUGUCAGAAGAGAAGUGGGCACUUGCCACAAACAGGCUGUUGGAGAAGGUUGAGGAUGAUAAGGUCGGCCCAAGUGAGGCGAUUCCUCCCUCAAAAAGGAGGCUGAUCUUAUCGACACGGCUUAUGCGACAAUUGCUCCCUCCAGCACCAUCUUUUACUCUCUCGGGAAAUGCUGCUGUUUGCUAUGAGAGCAUAGUGUACAUUGUGGCAAGAGUAGCCCUUGGCGAGGCAUGCAGUCUUGCGUGCUAUGGACUAAACAUGCUUCAAUCGCAUUCAGACACGAGUGAAAAGAUCUGUGACGAAAUGGGAAAGGCCGGUGAUAAAGAUCAACAAUAUGCUCAAACGGGCAAAGCGUUCGUCGAGAAAACCCAGAAGCUCGAAAGUGACUUCCAAAGACUGGACAAGACCGCGUCAAUCGUAGAGAUCAUAGUAGAAAUCCAGGACAUAGAGAGAUUCUCUGUGAUGAACCAUUUUGCCAGAUUCCAUAGCCGGAUGUCGAAAUCAGUUCCUCGGAGAUACGUUACUGGACUACCAAUGCCUAAGAUACUACUACCCGAGGGAGUACAUUGUCUUCCUCUAUGACUGUCUUAUCCAUCCACCGGUUCCCCCUUGUUUUCCAUCGGCGUCAGUUAUUUUUUUCCCGGGAUAUCAGCACGGGAUCCGGUAUUCAUAGUCCGGAUGCUGAGAACGAUGCCCCAUCUAACCAGGAAAUAGUGUUGUAGCUCGGAAGAUAACCACGGAAGCGUAGAAUAGAAUAGUCGAUCAUCCUGUAUAAAGCUUGUCACUUUUAGAAGUAGAAUGUAGAAACAGAUGAUGCAUAUAUAAGUGGUAUUGCAGGUUACAUUCUCAGGUCCCGUUUUUGCCGUCUCUCUCGUGGUUUUCUUCCUCCUUUUUUUCAGGGUCUCGGCCCUCGCGUCGCCCAACAGGAGAAAUUCUUGCAUACAUGGUGAAAUUGUUCAUGUACUUGGUUCCGGUCCGGUCAUUUGAGACUUGAAGGUAAUUGUUCAUAACCAGUGUGAUCAUUUCAGGUUUUGAUU